Molecule: messenger RNA, 929 nt
Organism: Lolium rigidum
Lineage: Eukaryota; Viridiplantae; Streptophyta; Magnoliopsida; Poales; Poaceae
Product: xyloglucan endotransglucosylase/hydrolase protein 24-like
Exons: 3
Coding region: 1-870 (289 amino acids)
Biological process (GO): cell wall biogenesis; xyloglucan metabolic process
Cellular component (GO): cell wall; apoplast
Molecular function (GO): xyloglucan:xyloglucosyl transferase activity; hydrolase activity, hydrolyzing O-glycosyl compounds
Source: RefSeq, a predicted model, not a curated record
AUGGCGUCGUUGCCAUCUUCUUGUUGGCGUUCGGUGAUGUUGCUAUCGAUCCUGCUGGUAGCCAUGGAUCAGAUGGCCAUGGCAUCUCUAUCCGAUGACAUCGAGGUUGGGUGGGGACAGGAUCACAGCUUCUUCUACAAGGCUGGCACCGACGACAAACAGACCCUGGCGCUCUGCCUCGACGAGACCCACGGCUCGGGUUUCCACACAAAGGAAGCAUACCUCUACGCCCGCUUCGACAUCGACAUCAGGCUCGUCCCCAAAAACUCCGCCGGCACGGUCACCACGCUCUAUCUGUUCCCGGUGGAUGUGCCGUGGGAGAACCAUGACGAGGUGGACCUGGAGUUCCUCGGCAACGUCACGGGCGAGCCCUACACGCUGCACACCAACAUCUUCGUCAACGGCGUCGGCCACCGGGUGCAGCACUUCCGCCUCUGGUUCGACCCCGCCGCGGACUUCCACACAUACUCCAUCGAUUGGAACCCCAAGCGCAUCACGAUCCUGGUGGACGGCGUGCCGAUCCGCGUAUUCAAGAACCACGACAAGGACGGGGUGCCGUUCCCGUCGUGGCAGAAGAUGAAGCUGGAAGGGAGCCUGUGGAACGCCGACGACUGGGCGACGCAGGGCGGCCUCGUCAAGACGGACUGGUCGGCGGCGCCUUUCUUCGCCAACUACCGCAACCUCCGCGUGUCCUCGUGCCAGCCGUCGCCUGGCGUAGCCUGGUGCGGUGACGAGCCACCGGAGUCGACAUGGUUCGAGCAGGGCCUGGACACAGCGGCCCUGCAGAACGCGCGGGACACGCACAUGAUCUACGAUUACUGCAAAGAUGCCAAUCGGAAAGAGUUCCCCAUGGAAUGCACGUUGGAUUAGUCGCAUAUGAUUCUUUCGUAUUGAUUUUUCCUUGGCUCUGUACAUUUUUGUUUUGAUAU